GCUAGCUUGCGGCUCAAGCGAAAUCCACAGUUUACUUCCGGUAUUAAGGGUAAAGGCUCAACGUCAUCGGGUAAAAUGGCAGCCUCGGGAGGCGACGACACAAGUUGGCAUGCCGAACUUGAAGAGGCAUUAGUAGAGAGCUGUGAUUUUGGAACCUUGAGAAACAUCUGCAAAGGACGACAAAUACCCAACAUCUACAGAGCAUCAGCAUGGAAGAUUUGUCUUAAUGUUGCCGGAAAAGCCAAUGCCCUGACGUCAUUCGAUGGCAUAUUUGAUCUUCCUGAGCAAGAUGUCUUGAGGAAAGACUGCAGAGAAUUUAUUGAUAAGCUUGAUAAUUCUGAUGAGGAAAAGCUCUCACUAGUCAGUGACCUUGAGUCUGUCUUGACCUUCUAUUGUAAGUCCAAGAAUCUCAAGUAUGAAGUGGGCAAUGGAUGGUUGGACAUUCUUGGACCGUUGGUGGCGCUACACAUGGACAAGGCUCUUCUAUACAACUGCUUCUAUGCCAUCAUGACUAAAUAUGUUCCAAGGGAAACCAACGAGCUGAGUAGAACGUAUCAUCUCUUUAGAUUACUUGUCAUGUAUCAUGAACCGGAACUGUGCAAUUUCCUAGAAACGAGAAAGAUCUUCCCCGAUUCCUACACUAAAUAUUGGUUCAAUACAGUGUUUGCUGGGAGGUGUGGUCUGGAAAUUAUUCAAUCAAUGUGGAGUCUGUACUUCCUACAAGCUGAUCCAUUCCUACAGUUCUUCUUGGGGCUGGUUAUACUGGUCAAUGCUAAAGAGCAUAUCAUGGGUAUGACUGAGUCUAGCCGAGACGAACUGAUCGAUUGUUUAGCCAUGUUUCCAAGCCAGCUAGAAGAUGAUGAUGUUGAAGAUUUCUUUGGUUUAGCUCAAUACUAUGCAUCAAAAACACCACAGUCAUUUAGAAGAGAGUACCAGUCUUUAUUUGGAGCUAACUUUGCCAGUCCGAAGGAAGCGAGCGAAGGCCCUAGCUCUCUCUGUCUACUUGUCAAUCCAUCAGAACUUCUUCAGGCCGUAACACAAGGACCUGGUGAUGGUAUUAGUUAUUUUGUUGUUGAUUGCCGGCCUGCUGAUCACUAUAACAGAAGUCAUCUAGCGACUGCUUUCCAUCUCGAUGCUAACCUGAUGCUACAGCAGCCAGCUGAGUUUGCCAGUGCAGUGAAGGCCCUACUAGCGGCCCAGCAGCAGUCCAUCACGGCAGGAUCACAAGCGGCCGGUGAACACCUGUGUUUCUUGGGAACGGGAAGGGAGGAGGAGGAUCAGUACCUUCAUAUGAUCAUUGCUAACUUUCUACAGAGGAAAAUCCAAUCAGUUAGUAUGGCUACUGGAGGCUACACAGCGUUACUGAAGCUUGUAGAGAAAGAAUUGACAACAGGAAUGAUAGAUCCAGCCAUACUGAAAUCAGUCAUCAUCUCACAGCCUGAGAGUGCAGGAUCAGAUGAUAGCGGGGCUGACAGUUCAAGUUUGGAGAACAGUUCGAUUGGUGAUUCCCCUCAGAAGCUAACAGAGCGUGGAGCGGCUGUGAUGGGCCGUCUUACAACUAUUUUUAAGAGCAAGUCAGCGUCUGUCAAGGACAAGGUUAUAGAGUUCAUCAAGAAUGAUCCCGCAGGAGAGGAAAAACACGUGAGCAGUCUAGAUACCGGUAAGAGAUACCGAAGCGGUAACGUCCAAUCAGUCUUCAGCAUCGGAGAUGAAGACGACGAUAACGAGAGUAUCGGUGGUGCUGGUUCAUCUGAUGAGGAGAGGAGAGAGUUGGUCAGUACGGACACCUGGCUCAAGAAACCUGAGAUUCUCAAGGCUUUUGAUUGUCAAGAGGUCAAGGACAGCGGACAGACCUAUCCCGGCCAUGUCCUAGUCACUCCCACCCAUCUCUACGUCUUACGAGAGGCUGCUAACAAGAAAGGUUUCUCCUACAUCAUGGCUCGGCGAUCCUUGGCCGACGUCGUCAGAAUCACCUCCAAGAAACGCUGUUCAGAGUUCAUCACAUUCCGUUACGGCCGCGUCAACAGUGCCGGCGAGACCCUCGUCUAUGGCAUCGAUAGGAUUUAUAUCCCAGAUGCGUCUGAAGCGACGAAGAUGAUCAAGCAGUUGAUCGUCAAGUGUAUUGACGAGAAGGACCCACCCCCUCAGGACCCUGCCAAGGAUGCCACUAAGAACAUAGACAACUCGGACAAAGAUACCACGAAAGCCAAAGGCGAUGCAGAGAGUAAAACUAUGACAAAUGCUGAGGAUACGACGAUAGAUACUCAAACUGAAAAUAAAGAGGAGAGUGUGAAGGAAGAUGGACUUGAUGAAAAGAAGGAGGUUGGAGAUGGAGAGGAUGGAAAGAACGUAGAAGAGAGAACAGAUGAUGCCGCAAAGGUGGAAAGCUAGUAUUGACUUCGAGAGACUCUAUGAA
This is a messenger RNA of Lytechinus variegatus (green sea urchin), 2416 nucleotides long. It is a transcript of the gene tbc1d23, whose product is annotated as TBC1 domain family member 23-like. Lineage: Eukaryota; Metazoa; Echinodermata; Echinoidea; Temnopleuroida; Toxopneustidae. Gene Ontology annotation, biological process: retrograde transport, endosome to Golgi. Gene Ontology annotation, cellular component: trans-Golgi network. The transcript has 17 exons. The record is from RefSeq and is a predicted model, not a curated record. Bases 76 to 2391 code for a protein of 771 amino acids.